GCGUGGUUUAUGUAGAGGCUACACUCCCAUACUUAUACUGUCGACAAUCUUAAGAAUAACCUAUUUGUCUCGGAGGCUCUGCUCCAAGAAACUACCUUAGGAUCCGCUGCCAACCUCAGAUCUAUAGUCCAGCUCUCAUAGAUAGUAGAGCCCAGGCCUGAUCGCACCGUUGCUAGUGAAGCACUUGACAUGGCUUGUUCACCGGGUCACGAUAGAGACUGCCGUUACCAUGUUAAGAAACCAAGAAACCAAGCAGCCCUGGCAGACUGGAUACCAAAGUUGUUUGUUUACCGCACUCGACGGGGGUCAUACGGAUGCUCUUUCCCUUUUGCUCUAUGGAGGUAGAUGUUGGAUGGGAUAGCCCAGGUUACUGUGGUCCAGCGAGCCCGGCACAAAAUGGCCACUUGAGACACCACUACGACACGGAUGGAUCACAAUUCCACCUACCUAAUAACCCAAACCGAGCCCCAACCAACUCCCCUGCCAGGCCGCUGCAAUCAGCACACCAAUGCGUGAGAUACAAGGGUCAACGGCACAAUACGCUGACCCAAGUCCAGGAAAGAGAGACAUCGGAAUGAUAAUCAACCCGGUUCCAAAAUAAUUAUCGGGGCGGAGGACGCAGGCGCAGCGGGGAAGUAAGGGCGGGAAUGCCCAGACCGGCGGAGUAUCUUAUCCUGGUCAGUGCAGGUAGUGCCGGGGGCGGAGUUGCGGCGUAGUAUGUUGGUUGGAUGCAAGGAGCAGUGUGUUGUUUCCAGUUCUGCAGGGAUGGGGAUGGGGUGGGGAUACGGAAUCGGGGGCACGAUGUUCUUCUUGUGAUGAGUGAGGAGGAAUAUCGUCUUCGUGAGGAGAUGGAUGGUGGUGAUGGUGAUAGCGGAAACUGAAGAUUGGAGAAUGCGGAGAGGAGGACGUGAGGGGGAGCUACUGCAGUGAAGGCUGAAGCAAAUCAAUGAGGGGAACAAGCAAUGCGUGUGGGGAAGACUGAGCCAGAAUCACGGGAGGCUUUCCGGUCCAGGGUCUCAGUUCCUCUCGCCCAGCACAUUUAUUCGCCGUUAU
This is a messenger RNA of Aspergillus versicolor CBS 583.65, 1053 nucleotides long. RefSeq lists its product as uncharacterized. NCBI's taxonomy places the organism in Eukaryota, Fungi, Ascomycota, Eurotiomycetes, Eurotiales, Aspergillaceae. The transcript has a single exon. Bases 336 to 578 code for a protein of 80 amino acids. The record is from RefSeq and is a predicted model, not a curated record.